CAACAGUAGCAUAGGGAGUUCCGUCUCUUGGUAAAAAAAAAAGGCAUAGGGAGUUCCGUCUUCUCGUCUCCCAGCCAACCCAAUCAGACGACCGAAAAUGGAGGCGCUCGUGGUGCGGCAGCUAGGGGACCCCACGCUGCCGCCUGGCGGCGAGGACUCGCCGUUCGGACCGAUCUCCGGUGACCAACCGGUCCUGGAGCUCUCGUCGCCGACGUCCGUACGUGUACGCGUGGCGGCGACCAGCCUCAACUUCGCGACGUUCCUGCAGGUGCAGGGUAAGUACCAGGAGCGUCCCCCGCUGCCGUUCGUGCCAGGCUCCGACUACAGCGGUGUCGUGGACGCCGUUGGCCCCGGCGUGAGCAGAUUCCGCCCCGGCGACCGCGUCUGCUCCCUCGCUAGUGUUGGGUCCUUCGCCGAGUUCAUCAUCGCCGAGGAGAAGGCACUAUUCGCAGUGCCUGAUGGAUGUGACCUGGUUGCUGCCGGAGCAUUACCUGUUGCAUUUGGUACAUCACAUUUGGCUCUUGUUCACAGGGCUCAACUAAAGGCUGGUCAGGUGCUACUUGUACUCGGUGCUGCUGGCGGUGUUGGGGUAUCUGCCGUACAAAUAGGAAAAGUUUGCGGCUGUAUUGUUAUUGCAGUUGCCAGGGGAAUUGACAAAUUGCAGUAUCUGAAGUCCAUAGGCGCUGAUCAUGUAAUCGACUCAAGCAAGGAGGAUGUUAUCGGAAGUGCCAAGUCAUUCUUAAAGACAAGAGGUCUAAAAGGUGUCGAUGUAUUAUAUGAUCCUGUUGGGGGCAAACUUACUCAAGAUAGCUUGAAACUUCUAAAUUGGGGUGCACAUAUUCUGCUCAUUGGAUUUGCUAGUGGAGAUGUUCCAGUCAUUCGAGUUAACAUUGCUCUUGUUAAGAACUGGACAAUCCAUGGUCUGUACUGGGGAAGCUACUUAAUUCACCGGCCAGCAGUACUAGUUGACUCCCUUAACGAACUCCUAUCUUGGCUUUCAAAGGGUUUGAUAACAGUUCAAAUUUCACACACCUACAGGCUCCCUGAGGCCCAUCUUGCUUUUGCUGCCUUGAGGGAUAGGAAGGCCGUCGGUAAAGUGAUGAUUGUUAUUGGCUCGUCAGCAAAGUCAAGACUCUGAUUCCCCUCAAAUCAAAUGGGUUCCCUAGGAAAUAAUCUACUGUGAACUAGUUGUAUUUUAUUGUCGGUGAUAAUAGCAUCUAAGGCAGCUGUAGCGUCCGCAGUGCAUGCCAAUGUAGCCAGCAGAAAUGAAAUGGGUUCAUAUGUACACCAUGUGUAGCAAUACACUUUUGAGACAACUCCUACUGGUGCAGUGGUCCAAGUAAAUAUGAAUGUAAUCCAAAUAAAUACGGUAACUAGUACUCAGGUAAUUCCCCGUGCAGGUGUAUUUUUUAUUCUGAAUCUAGAAAUGUAUGUUAGCUUAAUGUUCGGUGC
Brachypodium distachyon (stiff brome) is the source of this 1452-nucleotide messenger RNA. Its product is annotated as quinone oxidoreductase-like protein 2 homolog. The transcript is spliced from 6 exons. Bases 98 to 1138 code for a protein of 346 amino acids. Gene Ontology annotation, molecular function: oxidoreductase activity; zinc ion binding. The record is from RefSeq and is a predicted model, not a curated record. Lineage: Eukaryota; Viridiplantae; Streptophyta; Magnoliopsida; Poales; Poaceae.